UCCCCUCCUUUCCUCUCUCCGGUUCACUCUUUCAGCACCGGUUUUUUCAUUCUUUUCUGCUCCAGCCAUGUUCUUCCACGACGACGUCGUCCAUUCCCUCCAGUUCCCAUCAUGCCCACUUCCCGAAACCAUGCUCACGCCAAGUGAGGUGCAGGAGUUAUUGUCCCUCGUUCAAGCCAAGGAUCCGGCCAGUCCAAGCUCCGGUUCGCAAAGUUCGAGUCGAGCGGUUUACUCGUUGGACGAGAGAAAGCGCAGGCGCAUGCAGUCGAACCGGGAGUCAGCCCGGCGGUCCCGCUGGAGAAAGAAGAGGCAUCUAGAGAACCUCACGAACCAAGUGAACCGCCUAAAAUUUGAAAACCAACAACUCAAAAACCAGCUAGGCUUCACCCUUCACCAGCAUCUCAUAGUUUCCCUAGAGAACGCCCAACUAAGAUCCGAAUCCGAAAUCCUCACGACCCGGCUGUCGCAUCUCUAUGGGGCUUUAGGCACCACUCUAAGCCCUUAAACAAAAAUGAGGAACAAAAGAAAGACUAUAUAUGUAGAGAUCGCCCAUUAUAUAUACAAUAAAACUCAUUCUCACGUGCACGAACAAGAAACCAUGGUUGGUGCAUGGAGGUGAUCUAUAAGGAAAAUGUAAGGCAGUUUAGCUAGCUGUUUCUUUUGUUUUGUGUCGUAAGUAGCUAGGAGAAAGAGAAACGAAAGGGGUGGUUUGGAGAAGCCUCACGUCGUUGGAAGUAGAAUGUAAAGAUGUGAGAGGUCUUGCUUUUUGAUAAUGUUAUCAACUUUUAUUUUU
Molecule: messenger RNA, 793 nt
Organism: Prosopis cineraria
Lineage: Eukaryota; Viridiplantae; Streptophyta; Magnoliopsida; Fabales; Fabaceae
Product: basic leucine zipper 4
Exons: 1
Coding region: 68-505 (145 amino acids)
Biological process (GO): positive regulation of DNA-templated transcription
Cellular component (GO): nucleus
Molecular function (GO): DNA-binding transcription factor activity; transcription cis-regulatory region binding
Source: RefSeq, a predicted model, not a curated record